AUGCGCGUCCUCGAUCGUCGAGUCCGUCGACGGCGAACCCGACGCGCGGUCGAGUCGCGCGGUCGAGUCGCGGCGCGCUGCGGCGCGCCGACGAUCGAUGCAUUCGAUCCCCCGCGCGCGAUCGAUAGAACCCGUAACUCGGCGCGAUCGCGCGAGCGGGGACGCUCGGCUGGAGAUUUAUCGACAAUUUACCUCGUGUGCGACCGUAUACGGGCGCGUAAGACGCGGAUGUGCGAUCGUCGAUUUUCGGCGAUCGGGACAGACCGCACCACUCGGAGCGAACGCUUCUAUGGCCCAGUGGUAAGGCGUCCCCUUCGUAAGGGGAAGAUCCUCGGUUCAAUCCCGAGUAGGAGCAAAUCGUAUAUUAAAUUUUUUUAG
This is a messenger RNA of Ostreococcus lucimarinus CCE9901, 378 nucleotides long. RefSeq lists its product with no specific name. The coding region runs from base 1 to 378 and encodes 125 amino acids. The transcript has a single exon. Lineage: Eukaryota; Viridiplantae; Chlorophyta; Mamiellophyceae; Mamiellales; Bathycoccaceae. The record is from RefSeq and is a predicted model, not a curated record.